Acomys russatus (golden spiny mouse) is the source of this 1880-nucleotide messenger RNA. Its product is annotated as UDP-N-acetylhexosamine pyrophosphorylase-like. The record is from RefSeq and is a predicted model, not a curated record. Gene Ontology annotation, biological process: UDP-N-acetylglucosamine biosynthetic process. Bases 220 to 1737 code for a protein of 505 amino acids. Gene Ontology annotation, molecular function: UDP-N-acetylglucosamine diphosphorylase activity. Lineage: Eukaryota; Metazoa; Chordata; Mammalia; Rodentia; Muridae. The transcript has a single exon.
CCGCAGCCACUCACCGCGGGGAGAGGGGCGGGGUGGCCGGGGCCCGUGCUCCCCCUCGGCGGCUCCUUGCGGCCCGCCCCGCCGCCCCGGCCCCCCGGAUGACGGUAUAUAUUCCAGGAGCGGGACGCCGGCGAGUAACCGAGCCGAAGGAACCGGAGCCGGGUCGAGCCGAGGAAGCCCCACAGCCCUGUUUUCACAGAGCUUCACUACCAGAGCACUAUGAAUCUUAACGACCUCAAACUCAGGCUGUCCAGAGCUGGGCAAGAACACCUGCUGCAGUUCUGGAAUGAGCUGGAAGAAACCCAGCAGGUAGAACUUUAUACGGAGCUGCAGGCCAUGAACUUUGAAGAGCUGAAUUCAUUUUUCCAGAAGGCCAUGGGAGGAUUUGAUCAGUCAUCUCACCAAGAAAAGGUGGAUGCACGAAUGGAGCCUGUGCCUCGAGAGGUUUUGGGCAGCUCUACGAGAGAUCAAGACCAGCUGCAGGCCUGGGAAAGUGAAGGACUAUCCCAGAUUGCUCAGAACAAAGUGGCAGUUCUUCUUCUAGCUGGUGGGCAGGGGACACGACUUGGAGUCUCAUAUCCCAAGGGCAUGUAUGACGUUGGCUUGCCUUCUCACAAGACGCUGUUUCAGAUUCAAGCAGAACGCAUUCUGAAGCUUCAGCUGUUAGCUGAAAAACACUAUGGCAGCAAGUGCAUCAUCCCAUGGUAUAUAAUGACCAGCGGUAGGACAAUGGAGUCGACGAAGGAGUUCUUCACAAAGCACAAAUACUUUGGUUUAAAAAAGGAGAACGUGGUCUUUUUUCAGCAGGGAAUGCUGCCCGCUAUGAGUUUUGAUGGGAAAAUUAUCUUGGAAGAGAAAAACAAAGUCUCUAUGGCUCCAGAUGGGAAUGGCGGCCUCUACCGGGCUCUUGCAGCCCAGAACAUUGUGGAGGACAUGGAACACAGAGGCAUCUGGAGUAUCCAUGUCUAUUGUGUGGACAACAUCCUGGUAAAAGUGGCAGACCCCCGCUUCAUUGGCUUCUGCAUUAAGAAGGGAGCAGAUUGUGGGGCAAAGGUGGUAGAGAAAACGAAUCCCACGGAACCAGUAGGAGUGGUUUGCCGGGUGGACGGAGUGUACCAGGUGGUAGAAUACAGUGAGAUUUCUCUGGCAACGGCUCAGAAGCGAAGCUUGGAUGGACGGCUGCUGUUCAACGCUGGGAACAUUGCCAAUCAUUUCUUCACUGUACCAUUCCUGAGAGAUGUUGUCAAUGUUUAUGAACCUCAGUUGCAGCACCAUGUGGCUCAAAAGAAGAUUCCAUAUGUGGAUUCCCAGGGGCACUUAAUUAAGCCGGACAAGCCAAAUGGAAUAAAGAUGGAAAAAUUUGUCUUUGACAUCUUCCAGUUUGCAAAGAAGUUUGUGGUGUAUGAAGUGUUGCGAGAAGAUGAGUUCUCCCCGCUCAAGAACGCAGACAGUCAGAAUGGAAAGGACAACCCGACCACUGCCAGGCAAGCUUUGAUGUCCCUCCAUCACUGCUGGGUCCUCAAUGCUGGGGGACACUUCAUAGACGAAAAUGGCUCUCGCCUCCCAGCCAUCCCCCGCUUGAAAGAUGCCAACGAUGUACCAAUCCAGUGUGAAAUCUCUCCCCUCAUCUCCUAUGCUGGAGAAGGGCUAGAAGGCUACGUGGCAGAUAAAGAGUUCCAUGCACCUUUAAUCAUCGAUGAGAAUGGAGUCCAUGAGCUGGUGAAAAAUGGCGUAUGAGUUCUAACAUGCGCUCAGCCAUAUAGGGAGCCUUUGCUUCUGAUAGACCAACUGUGAACAUGCGGGGCCUCCUGGAAGGCUGAAGUGUGGAUAUCAAUAGAGUUCCAUUUUGCUUGCUGGUAUCUGAUAAACAACAGACUUCC